AUGAGAAAAUUGGCAAACAAUUCUGCACCUGAUGCAUUGUUUAAAGAAAUAAAGCGUUCUAUUAAAUCUGCCGAUCACUUUAAAGAAAUUAUCUUUUCCUACGAACGGCUUACAAGGGAUUACCGUUUUACAGUAGCCGAUUUGAGAGAAUAUAACGUGGCAUUACAGCUAGGUCGUAUUGCAGUAGGUAACCGAUUACUACCUAUCACAACAUACAAAGCAGCAAACAAAAUGACAUAUUGUACUAAAUGUUGGGGUUUGGGCCAUUUGAGAGAUGUAUGCACAAUAUUAACUCAAAGAUGUCGAAUAUGUUUAGAUAAUUUUGGUCCAAAUCAUCAGUGCUCUAAUGUUCUAAAAUGUGCUAAUUGUCAGCUGGAGCAUCACUCACUAGAUCCAAGAUGCGAUGUUAUUCGUCGGUAUCGUACAGAAUUAAAUAAAGCUGUUAAUAUGGCAAUUUGCGAAGAUAAAUUACACCGUCGUGAAAUACCACAGCAACAGGAUCAACCGACUACAUUUCGUUAUAACAGUAAUGAUUUCCCAGUAAUGAAUACUGAUAAAAUCAAGUCUAACCCAUGGAAUAUACAGAAUAAUAAUGAUGAUCAACAGAACAUAAUGAACUAUUUACAGCAAAUGAAUCAUGACAUUAAGCAAAAUUUUAAACAAAUUAACGACAAAUUAAAUAUUCAACAGCAAGUGAUUGAAAUUAACACAACAAAUACUCAUUUGAAUAAAAUAGUGAUACAAUCUACUCUGUCAAUGUUAUCCAAAAUGAUGAAUAAAGUGAUUAACCCCCUCAUUAGCCUAAUACAAGAGGAACGAGAGAAAGAAAGUGUUUUAAUGGCUUUGGACGAUUAUGGUAAUGACUUACUCAAACAGCAUACGCGAAUUACAGAAGAUUAG
Molecule: messenger RNA, 900 nt
Organism: Didymodactylos carnosus
Lineage: Eukaryota; Metazoa; Rotifera; Eurotatoria; Philodinida; Philodinidae
Source: the annotation of a GenBank genome assembly